ACACAACAUUUCACCGAAGCCGCGAAUUACUAAGCAGUUCUGCCACGUCAGUCAUUUUCGCCUAUCCAGUUUAAAGUCACUACUGUCAGCCGGCUUCGUGGAAGGUGCGGACGAGGCAGAACUUCGAGUGCAAAUGCUGUCGGAGUUCAGGGCUAGCCUUAAUUCAAUGAAGGCUGUUGGACUGAUGCUAGGAAUGCCUGGUUGUGAGCCCGAGAACUGUAAGAAAAAGGUCUGGCUUUGGAGCAUUCGAGCAUUACACUUCAUGCUAUUUCUUCUGUGGAUCGUCGACCUGUGGGAUCAUGCGGCAGCGAUGAGCGGUUCCGUGCUAUGGAACCGCUCUCUGUUAGGCGUACUUCACGUGAAUGCAAUAUUCAAUUCUAUCUAUUUCAACAUGGAAGCAAACAUUCUACUUCUUAAAAACAUAGUUCAGGAUCUGUCGAGGAUUGUCCGCAAAUUCGAAACCUCACCACGGGCGACCAGUGUUUAUCGGCAUGUUUCGAUUGUCGCACUUGGCCUUUUCUUUCUAACCUUCAGCGCUCGCUUGAUCGAGACGUUCUACGUGACAGACUUCAGAAGCGUCGCGGUUGGCACCCAACACAUUGUUGCCGGCCUUCUGUUGUUCAGCAGUCUGUAUUAUACGACGAUUUUUAUGAGCGUAGUGUUUUACCAAUUGAAUCUCAUUACGAUCAGAGUUACGGCUCAUGCAAAGGAGAAGCCAAUUCAGGGUAUCCGACAGCACGAAAUGGUAGGCCGUCUAUUAAACGAUCAUGUCAACAAAAUCUUCGGCUUGCCCAUCUUGUUGAUGAACGUAACAAUGGUCUUUCUCACCCUAGAUUUGUUAUUUACAUUAAAUAGGCAGGUCUCGAACGAUAGAUGGCUAUCAACGUACCUACAGAGCCUCAGCGGUAUUCUUCUCAUGAUGGUAAUGGUCGAGAUGGCGUGCAGGAUGUCGAAGUCGUCCAUGGUUCUUCCCGACCUCAUCUAUGACCAGAUCUUGACUCGAAAAGUGACGAGCAGAAGCUCGAUUCAUCAGUGCGACCUGUUUUUGGCUAAUUUUCGUCGGUUCUCCGUUCGUGUUUGGAACGAUAUAGCCCUUGACCGUAAGCUCAUUCUCAUUUUUACUGGGGUUAUCGGUUUCUACGCGGUUAUACGAGCCCAAAGAGUGCCGAACUCGCUGCCGCUCCACAUGUUAAUCAACUACGAUUCGGCGGAAAUGGCUUUUGUGAAAACUGACCAUUAUAGCAGUCCUCACAAUUUUCAGCCGCUAGUUCAGCCGCUACAUACGAAUUAUAGCGUCAAUGAUUUGCUCUAGCUCAGAGAUUUCCUAUUGUUAUGAUAAGACGGACAGAACCAGAUCUAAGAAUGCGAGGAAAAGAGGAUGAUAUCAUGGCAAUGUACUGGAAUAAAAAAUAGAUCAGGUAAUAAUAACAAGCGA
Messenger RNA from Varroa destructor (honeybee mite), 1435 nucleotides. RefSeq lists its product as uncharacterized. NCBI's taxonomy places the organism in Eukaryota, Metazoa, Arthropoda, Arachnida, Mesostigmata, Varroidae. The record is from RefSeq and is a predicted model, not a curated record.